UUCGCCACCUCGUAUGCUAUAUAUUUGAGUCAGCCCACUGACGCAGUUGUCUAAUUUGGAGACUUGCUGCCCCUCUUCAACCAGGUUUCUUGCCCUUACGUUUCAAGCAAAUUUUCCACAAAACGUCGUCAUGCCUGGAUGCCAGUACUGUACGGAAGGUGUAACUCCUGAAGGCUGGAUUUGCACGAGGUGCAAAGGUCAGCAGACCAUCCCGGAAACUACCGCACCGAGUUCGACCUCAUCACCAAACCCCCAAAGUAAUGGUGAAAAGAACGAAACGCGCCAAAGAUCUUACAAGAGGCAGCAGAUGUAAAUUAUCGGGAGAUUGUGUAUGUCGUGAUUAUAGGGCCGGACCUACCUCAAUUCAAACGGUGUUGGUAUAAACCACACAUAUGAGGAUCCGUUAUGCAACAUGUACCAAUCCAAGCUAGCCGGAAGGGCUGCAGAUCAGCCAUCUCCGAGUAGACUGUUUUAUUGUGUAUAAUACUCCCGCCAUUGGGGCCAAUAUGAUACCCUUCAAGCUGAUGAAACUUAUGGCUCAGGUAGCAGAACUAAGCUCAAAUGCAAAUGUUCAGG
Messenger RNA from Colletotrichum destructivum, 576 nucleotides. RefSeq lists its product as uncharacterized. The record is from RefSeq and is a predicted model, not a curated record. The transcript has 2 exons. Lineage: Eukaryota; Fungi; Ascomycota; Sordariomycetes; Glomerellales; Glomerellaceae. The coding region runs from base 131 to 313 and encodes 60 amino acids.